AUGGCUUCGCCAACAAUAUCAACAGCAUGGCUGACUCUUAUGACGACAACUUGGUUCACGCCUAGCAUUUCAACUUUCCCUGCCGCCAACUUCACGUGCCCUGAAUUGUUCUUUGGCGAGAAACAGCAUGAUACUGACAUUGGCGAGGGCUCUGAAAGAUUCCACAUUGACAGUCCCACACGUCAAGUUAGCGAUUUCAUCGCCACCGUCUUCAGUGUUGAGACUAGCGUAAGUUUCGAGUGUAGCUAUCGGGUUGCCGCUGAGACUGGAGCUAUCUCCUUGGAAGGCACCUCACGAGCCUCGACGGCGUCGCCUACACACACUACCAACACAGCCGCUCACCCUACCGCUACUUACAAACUCACCCACACGAAGACAAACGGAGGCGCGAUCGCGGGUGCGGCUAUCGGUGCGGCGCUACUGGGUCUCAUGGUUGGAGCUCUUAUCGGUUACUUUUGCCUGAGUGCGAAGUGCCGAAAGUGUCAGGACACUGUUGAUCCUCACAAUGAAGGUACAGCAAUGACCACCUUCCUUCCCCCGGCCUCGCUGCCAAAGGAGAGAUUAUCAUCCAAAAGCAGUGUCCGAAACGAGGCGUUGCUUUCGUCUACCGGCACUACUGGCGGAGGUAGUAGCAUCAACAACGUCCUGUCUGGCAUCGGCAUUUACGAAGGCGCCAGUGACGAGGAAAUCAAAUCGGAACUGUCUGCCCUCGGCUAUCUCCUCCAGGAACACGUACAGAACAACUACCACCUUGACCCACUGGAUGGCAGCAGAAACGAGGUUUUCAAACUUAACCAGGCUUUGGCAGAUCCAGCCUUUGGUCUGGACAAUCGCACGCACGCCCUGAUCCUGAAGCUCUCCCAGGACCCACAGACUCGAUUCCCAGCCAUUCGUCACUUCCUGGCGCUUACCAUCUUUCCCGCCUUGGACUUGCACCAUGUCCGCACUCAUCCGGGCAGUGUCUCGCUUUUGCCGCGGCAGGUCACCUCCGGGCUCCUUCCUCGAAUCCAUUCCUUCACCGCAACAGCCCUAAACCUCUGGCGCCGUCUCUCCGCUUACCUCCUCCUCCCCCUCCUCCUCGACAAACCCUCCAACCCCAUAUCCCCUUCCUCUCCCAUCACUACUACCAGUAACAUCCCCCCCGACGAGCACGAUUACGACCCCAACCGCCGCUUUAACUCCUCAACAACCACCACCGCUGCCGCCCAAGUAACCAGCCUCCGCGCCUCUUUGAACAAGUUCCUGGGCAUCUUUGUCCACUCGGACCGCCGAGCCAUCUUUGAUCAGGAGAGGAACCUGGAGGGCGUCAUGCAGGAGUGCGUAAGUUUUGGGUACAUGUUGUUUGCGCAUGGGUGUGAGUGGCGGUUUGUGUUUGAUGCCCCUGGGGAACGAGGGGGAGAAGAAGAAGAAGAAGAAGAAGUGGGGGGUAUGCAGAAGGGAACGACGAGGCUCUUGGCGUUGCCGGGCUUGGAGAAGUUGGGAGAUGGAAAGGAGGAGGUGUAUAAGGUGCCAAAGGUUGUGGUUGAGGGGGAGAUUGUGGCUGUUGAAGUUCCGUGA
Messenger RNA from Neurospora hispaniola, 1557 nucleotides. RefSeq lists its product as uncharacterized. Lineage: Eukaryota; Fungi; Ascomycota; Sordariomycetes; Sordariales; Sordariaceae. Bases 1 to 1557 code for a protein of 518 amino acids. The transcript is spliced from 3 exons. The record is from RefSeq and is a predicted model, not a curated record.